Molecule: messenger RNA, 595 nt
Organism: Anisakis simplex (herring worm)
Lineage: Eukaryota; Metazoa; Nematoda; Chromadorea; Rhabditida; Anisakidae
Source: the annotation of a GenBank genome assembly
GCACCUGGACGCCCAGGAAAUCCUGGACCACCUGGCCGAGACGGAAUACUCUUACCCGGACCACCACCGAAGCCACCAUGUCAGAAAUGCCCUCCGGGACCUCCUGGACCCCCAGGACCUCCAGGACCAAAAGGACUCCCAGGUCCACAAGGAGAUGCUGGAUCACCAGGUCACGAUGGAUCGCCAGGAAUACCAGGACCACCAGGGCCACAAGGCCCUCAAGGACCGCCCGGAAUUCCCGGUGACAAAGGACCACCGGGCGAUCCUGGUAAAGUUAUUAACGGUGCACCACCAGGCCCUCCAGGACCACCAGGACCUCCUGGACCUCAAGAAAACACUACGAUUUCAGGUCCACCUGGACCACCAGGAAGAGAUGGCCAACCCGGCAAACCUGGACCUCAAGGUCCUGCAGGUGAUCCAGGCGAGAAAGGUGCCGAUGGCUUGCCUGGACCACCUGGUCCUCCUGGACCAAGGGGACCUCCUGGACAGCCGGGCUCAUGUGACCAUUGUCCACCGCCACGCACUGGUCCUGGAUUCGUACGUCGUUGAUCGAUCACUAAAAAGAUCAACAUUGCUCUCCAUCCGAUUGCAGUGA